AUGAUGAAGAUGUCGCUGUCGGCGUCACGGCGGCUGUCCAGCAGCGUUGGCGUUCUGACGAGGCUGUCGCAGCCGCUGCUUCUGCCAAGAGCCACUACGUCCGUCUGGAGCAGCAGGGCGACACUCCAGCCACACAACUUCAAGGCGAAUCCACCAAUACGGCUUUUCUCCAACUCGCCUUUCAUCCCAUUCUCAGCAUCGCGACAUCUUCGAGAAGCAGUCGAAACACUCGAGACCCCGCCCUCCGCCGCUGAACCACCCACCUUCUCCCUCCGCCCAUAUCAAGAAGAAUGCAUCCAAGACUGUCUCUCAGCGCUCGACAGCGGUGUCACGCGCAUCGGCGUCUCCUCUCCCACAGGAAGCGGCAAGACGACCAUCUUCACGCACCUCAUCGACCGCCUCCCAGCACGGACCAGGACAGGCGGCGAUCGGGUGCUCAUCAUCGUCAACUCGAUCGAGCUCGCCCUUCAAGCAGCGAACGCGGUCACGUCUAUGUUCCCGGACAAAUCGGUCGAGAUUGAGCAGGGUGCCAAGUACAAAGCCUCCGGAUUGGCCGAUGUGACGGUCGCAACGUACCAGACGCUCAAUCGGAGCCAGGAGAGGCUGGACAAGUUCGAACCCGCCGAGUUCAAGGCGGUGGUGGUGGACGAGGCGCAUCACGCUGCUGCACCGUCCUACCUCCGGGUCCUAUCGCACUUUGACCCUCUCAUCGGCACCGCACCGGAAGAGCGUACCGCAACAGGUGUGGAAAGCGUACCCGUGAUCGGCUUCUCCGCGACUUUCAGCAGGCACGACGGCCUCGCGCUGGGCAAAGUGUUCGACCGCAUCGUGUUCCACAAAGACUUUCUCGAGAUGAUUGGCGAAAAGUGGCUCUGUCCCAUCCGCUUCACCUCCAUCAAGACAGACAUCGAUUUGGCGAGCGUCAAACUAUCGAACCUCAAUUCGGACUUUGCCACCGCCUCGCUGGCGAGCGUCGUCAACACAGAUGUGGUGAAUCGUGUAGUGCUGCGUGCCUGGCUCGACCGCGCCCACACACGGCGUCGCAGCACCCUGGUGUUCGCGGUCAACAUCGAGCAUGUGCAGGACCUCACUGCCACCUUCCGCAACGCAGGCGUCGACGCGAGGUAUUUGCAUGGAGGGACACCCAUGGUGGAACGCAGACAGCUUCUCGAAGAUUUUCGCAACGGUGUCUACCCCGUGCUCGUCAACUGUGCGAUCCUGACCGAGGGCGCCGACGUUCCUGCCAUCGACUGCGUAUUGCUCGCGCGGCCUACACGAUCCCGCAACCUCUUCUCGCAGAUGAUCGGGCGCGGACUACGACUCAGCCCCAAGACGGGGAAGAAGGACUGCCUGGUGCUCGACAUCGUCGGCAAUAUCGAAAAGGGCGUCGUGUGCACACCUACGCUGUUCGGUCUCGCCGCAGAUGAGAUUAUCGAAGACGAGACGCCCGAGGCGCUCCUCGAACGAUCAAAUGAAUCCGAUCUUCCUCCUACCGAGGAAGAAACGGGAGAUCCCUUCGCCACCCUCACCGACCCAACCAAGCUCACCUACAUCGACUACGACGAUCCGUAUCAGCUUCAAUCUGCCAUGCUUUCCCGUUCGACCGUCGUCGAAACCCUCUCCCGCAAUGCGUGGGUGGACUGUGGCGGCUCGACGUACAUCCUCGAUGUUCCCCGGUAUGGCUUUGUCACAGUCGAGCGCCACACAGACCCGACAGAAGGUGCAGAGUGGACGGCGUGGUUCACACCUUCGAACGCCGAUGCGGACAAAGCGGCUGCUGCCUCUUUCCCUGGUGGCGUUCGAAGGGGAAGAUUUGCAGGAGGUUCGCCCUACCGUCGACCACGACAUGUUCUGUUUGCGCCGACGCUGGAGCAGGCUGUGCGCGGAUCGGAUGUGUAUGUUCAAAAAACGGUGUUGCGCAAUUCGCCACAGCUGUUCGCGAUGCUCAACAGGCGUGCGGCGUGGAGGGCGACGAGAGCGAGCGAUUCGCAACGACGGCUUGUCGAGAAGCGGUUGGGGUUGUCCAAGCCCACCCACACGGAGCCCGGGCAGGAGGGGAAAAAGGAGAAGAAGAGGAGCGAGCUGACCAAAGGUCAAGCUUCCGUCAUCCUCACGAGGCUGCUGCACGGCGCGAAGGGACGCUGGAAGGACCGUGUCAAACGGUCCAACAAGGUCUGGCGAGAGGAAGAGAAGGAAAGGCAGAGGAUCGAGCGGCAGACAGUGCGGGUGGGGCCGUUGAGUGGCUGA
Messenger RNA from Kalmanozyma brasiliensis GHG001, 2247 nucleotides. RefSeq names its product Helicase, C-terminal. The record is from RefSeq and is a predicted model, not a curated record. The transcript has a single exon. Lineage: Eukaryota; Fungi; Basidiomycota; Ustilaginomycetes; Ustilaginales. Gene Ontology annotation, molecular function: DNA binding; hydrolase activity; ATP binding. The coding region runs from base 1 to 2247 and encodes 748 amino acids.